Angiostrongylus costaricensis is the source of this 540-nucleotide messenger RNA. The record is from the annotation of a GenBank genome assembly. Lineage: Eukaryota; Metazoa; Nematoda; Chromadorea; Rhabditida; Metastrongylidae.
AUGUCACUCGCUUUUGCACCACAAGAGGUUCGUCAGGGAGUUCCAGACCACCGUAGCACCGUCCAGGCCCUUUUGAACGAGAACGCCUCCCUAAUAAAAUCAAUCAGGGAUUAUCUCAGCAUGGAAGCUGCAAAAUAUCAGCAGCUUCUACACAGGAACCUCAUACAUCUUGCUCAGGCAGCUGACCAGUCUCUUCUACCGCAGUUGAGGUCAGAUGCUGGUCCACCUUCUGGGGCGCCAACGCCGGCUACCAUUUCGUAUCCUGUGCAACCUCAGCCGACCACACAGACGAUGAUGGCUCCAACAAUGAUGCAGGUUCAACCUUCAGUAGGCCCUGCGCCCACGUCACAACCCCAAAUGACUGUGCCAAUGGGACCUCCUCAAGGUUACGGUUAUCCUCCCCAAGGGAUCCCCACUGUACCUCAAAAUGUUGGUGCUCCACAAGUGAUGUCUGGUGGCUAUCCGUUACAAGGCUACGAACAGCAAGUAAUGUAUCAGCAACAAGCUCCUUCGCAACCACAGCAACAGUAUAUGCGAUAA